AAACCCUAGUGUAAAAAGUCAUCAAAACGCCAAUCUUGGGGAAAAGUUUGUAAUUGAGCUCAGAUCGUCGAAGGCUAUGGACGAUACUUGUGCAGUGUGCGCGGAAACCCUAGAAUGGGUUGCAUAUGGUGCCUGUGGUCACAAGGAUGUGUGCUCUACUUGUGUUGCUCGUUUACGAUUCAUCUGCGACGAUCGACGAUGUUGUAUUUGUAAGACCGAAAACAGUAUUGUCUUCGUUACCAAGGCUAUGGGAGACUAUACCCGUAUCAUAAGCGACUUUGCAGUUUUUCCACCUGAACCAAAAGAGGGUCGAGCAGGGUCAUAUUGGUAUCAUGAAGGCAUUCAAGCUUUCUUCGAUGAUUCUGAUCACUAUAAGAUGAUCAGAGCCAUGUGCAGGCUAUCAUGUAGUGUGUGUGAUAGGAUGGAGGAGCAAUCUGGAGAAGGCCCUAAAAGAAGGGGGAAGUUCAGGAACAUUGAGCAGUUGAAGGGUCAUCUGUUUCACCAACAUAGACUGUUAAUGUGCAGUUUGUGCUUGGAAGGACGUAAGGUAUUUAUUUGUGAGCAAAAACUCUAUACUAGAGCACAGCUAAAUCAACAUAUAAAUAGUGGAGACUCUGAGGUUGAUGGAACUGAGAGUGAGAGAGGUGGCUUCAUGGGGCAUCCUAUGUGUGAAUUCUGCAGAACACCUUUUUAUGGGGAUAAUGAGCUGUAUUCACACAUGUCCACUGAACACUAUACUUGUCAUAUCUGCCAAAGGCAGAACCCUGGACAAUACGAGUACUACAAAAAUUACGAUGAUUUGGAGAUGCAUUUCCGUGGUAGUCACUUUUUAUGUGAGGAUGAGUCUUGCCUAUCAAAAAAGUUUAUUGUCUUUCAAUCUGAAGCUGAAUUGAAGAGGCACAAUGCUUUAGAGCAUGGAGGUCGUAUGUCUCGUUCCAAACGUAAUGCUGCACUUCAGUUACCUACAAGUUUUCGGUAUCGGCGGAGUAAUGAUCAAGAUGGUCGACGAGGAAGGGGACGCACAUUCAGGCGUGAUUCCUCUGAUGCUGAAUUAUCCAUGGCCAUUCAAGCCAGUUUGGAGAUGGCUAAUUCAGAUAGGAGAUUACAAGAUGCAUCAUCUUCUAGUGCUAGAGUUGUACCCGAUCAAGCAGAAACAAGUGAUUUUGACCCACUUGUUCCGCCAUUUGAAUUGUCAACUAAUACAGAUUCUGUAUUGCCAUCAAGAUACCGCCAAGCCUUAUCACAGAGUUCAAGAAACGCCCCACUGGAAGAUUCCUCAUUUCCUCCUCUUCCUAUGGCUCCUGGAGGUAGUCUUGAAAAGUCUGGUUUACCUAUGAACACUAUGGCUGCUCAUCUCCGUCAAGAAAACAAAAAAUCUGCUCUUGGCAAGCCUGCAGCAAACCGGACAUCUACACAACAUGCAACUACCCAACGUAAUUCUUGGCCUGUGUUAAGUAGUGCUUCAGGGUCAGCAUCUAGUUUUGGUAGUAAGCAAGCAACUGAGAAUGUUUCUGCACCUGCAAUCAGCCAUCAACAUGCUUGGCCUUCAGUAAAUAGUGCUCAAUCAACUUCUGUCCGAAGUAAACAGUCAAUUGUUAAGGGCCCUACAUCGUCUGGCAAUCAAAGUUCCAGCCAAAGUAGAUCUGUUUCUGUUCAAGAAAUAACUGCUACUGAUUCUUUCAGUUCAAUGAGAAAUCAGACUAGUAGCAAUGGAAUAAACCACUCCACAUCAGUCCCAAAUCGUGUUGAGAAUGGAUCUUUUGAUUCGUCUUCAUCUGUCUUUCCUCCUGUUUCAGUGCACAAGUUGCCUGGACAUGCACAGGCUACAGAGGAUGUAAAAGAUGUCCAUACUGCAAACAAAUCUUUGGUUGGAAGGAUACAAGCUGCCCUGGAUUUUGAUCAAGAUAAGUAUGCUGCAUUUAAGAACAUAUCAGCAGAAUAUCGUAAUGGUGUAAUUGAUGCAGUGUCAUAUCUAGCAUAUGUUGACGAGUUUGGUUUGUCAAAUCUGGUUCCUGAGUUGGCUAGACUUUGUCCUGAUUCAAAGAAACAGAAAGAGCUGAUUGAGACCUAUAAUACUAACUUGGGGAGCUUUGUUCCGGAACAGAAUGGUCGGAGAAGUGAGAGCCCAUUGAAAGGCAGUAAUGGCUUUAAUAAAGGUAAAGGUAAAGGUAAAGGUAAAGAGAUGUCCAUUGAUGCCGGAGAGAAGAGAUCAAAGGAAAAGUUAGCGGAUGAUAUCAUAAACACUGCAAAGAAACUACAGUCAAGCAUCAAGCUUUCAGAAGAAGAGGUAGAAGUAUUAUCAAAGGAUGGUUAUCGCGGUACUAAAGGAAAAUCAAAAGUGAUAGAUGAUGCAUCAGGAGUAUCGAAUGCAUGUUCUAAACCUUUAUCGGUGAAGACUCAGAAUGACUCAUUAUCAGACGGUGGGGUUUGUCAAAAUCUAGGUGAUGGUGAUAGAAGAAAGCAAAAAAAGAAAACAUCAAAAUUCAUUAGAGUACGCCUAGGUGAUGGAUCUGCUGAAGCACUACUGAAUCUAAGGACUCCAAAUCCUGGAGAUACUGAUUUUAAAGAUCCAUCAUCAGAUGGACAUAGUAGUAGUGGAAGUUUACCUGUGCAGGGUGUUUGGCGAAGUGGUGGAGUGCAGAGACUGUUCAAGGGGGCCUAAUAAUUGGUACGAUGCAUGGAAGUGGAAGCAGUUAAUUGGUUGUGGGUUUUCAGAAAUGUUCACUUGAUUUUAAUUGUGAUGGGAAAACAACUUGUUCAUGGAGAGGGGUUGGGGGGGGGGGGUUGUCUUUUGCCUGUGUUUCUAUUAUUGUGCUUAGAUUAGUUGGUUUCAACUCAACCAUGAUUGUGCUUUGCAAUUUCUUUUCAAAUCCCAUCUUUUGGUGGCGCAAUACAUGUUGAUUUUGCUGAAUUGUAUAUGGGAACCCAAGAACGUACCAAAUAUACAAAUAAGGGAACUGGUGAUAUUGGUUUUUGAUAUGAGAACAACCUAGAUAAAGUAGUU
Messenger RNA from Ipomoea triloba (trilobed morning glory), 3004 nucleotides. RefSeq names its product E3 ubiquitin-protein ligase ZNF598. NCBI's taxonomy places the organism in Eukaryota, Viridiplantae, Streptophyta, Magnoliopsida, Solanales, Convolvulaceae. The transcript has 7 exons. Gene Ontology annotation, molecular function: ribosome binding; ubiquitin protein ligase activity. Bases 77 to 2662 code for a protein of 861 amino acids. The record is from RefSeq and is a predicted model, not a curated record. Gene Ontology annotation, biological process: rescue of stalled cytosolic ribosome; protein ubiquitination.